Molecule: messenger RNA, 4097 nt
Organism: Chara braunii
Lineage: Eukaryota; Viridiplantae; Streptophyta; Charophyceae; Charales; Characeae
Source: the annotation of a GenBank genome assembly
GUAUUGGGGGGCGCUAUGGGGGUGUUGGUGGUGUUAUUCGGGCAAGGAGAUGCCCACCGUACAGCAAAUGAUAAGGUGGAGAACUCUACCAGGGCCUAUUCUGGCCACCACCCGGCGGAUGACGGGGCCACUCUUGAGGGAAACGAAGUUCAAGAAGGAACAGACACUGGGGGGGGAGGGAAUGAAACAGAGGAGAAUGAAACGGAGACGGAGCAUCGUGAGCCUCAGGGGCAAAGAACAGGCAAAGGGGAUAACAAGGAUGAAAGCCAAUUGACAGAUACAAAGCCAAGGAAGACGAUUGGGGAGAGAAAUGCGCGGCAUGGGUCCGCUGCUGCUAACGCGAAAACGACAGCAACUAGCCGCCAUCGCAGAUCAGGACGCGUGAAGAGUCGUGAAAAUCUGGAAAAUCCUUCGGAUACGAAGGAUAGAGAAAAUCCGGAAAAUCCAGUGGAGACUAGGGAGAGAGAUGUGGCCAACGAGAGAGAAACAGCUGGCGAGGAAGAAAAUACCGCCGCCGGGGGAACGAAACAGAGGGAGGCAGUGGAAGUCGAAGAGGAAACUGGUGCUGAAGCGGAGAAAGCGGCAAGGGAAGGUAGGGCCAUGAGAGCGAGAGGGAAAGGGGAAGGUGAUGGAGACAAAGAGCUAGGUGAAAGGGAGGGCUCACGGCGAACUAGUGAGGAGGACGGGAAGGCCGAGGGGAAAGAGACCGGUGAACAGGAGGGCUCACAACGACGAACUGUUGAGGACGAGGAUAGGGCAGCUGUGGAGAUGAAGGAGAGUCCAGCAGUGAAAGCAACAACAGUGGCAGCAAAUACCGAGCCGAAGACCGGCAACGGCACAGAAGAGAGAGAAGGCACGCAGGGUACACAUGCUGCAGACAUGCAGGCUGUCACAGGAGAAGCAACCCAGGACAGGACUGCAGAUGCCAAGCCCGACGAACAAGUACUGGUCGAAGGACGCGCACAAGCCGAAGAUCGCGCUGCGGAGGGAAACACCACAGCAAUAGCUCAGACAGGGAGAGCAAAGGGGAGAGAUGAUAAUGCUGACCGGAGAUCUCAUGAGGGUAACAAGCAGGGGGGGGGAAAGGAUGGAAGGAACAGGAGGGAACAGAGACAACCGGAAGUCGAUGAGAAUAGGGAGCCAGAGGAGAAGGAACAAAGAGAAGAGCAUGAAGUAGGUGAGGAUAGGAGAGCCGAGACAGAAGCUGGAGAAGUUCGUCCAGAUCCCGAUGGAGGUGCAAUGGUGGGCCAAGCACAACCUGGAGGCAAAGGAGAGGAAAAAGAACGAGGUCUGGAGGAAACAGCACUCCGCGGUGAAGACCAACCUGGAGGCAAAGGAGAGGAAGAAGAAGAAGAACAAGUUCCAGAGGACGCAGUCCAUGGAGAACAGAAGGACAUAGAUGAAGAAGAUCAACAUCCACAGCGUGGUGACACAGUGCAAAGACCACGGCAUGCCAAUGGACGUGGACGACCACUCCGCGGUGACGCAGAUCGAGAAAGACCACAUCGUGAUGACACUGCAGAAGGGAACAAUGAUCAUGAUGAGCAGAGUGAACAUCAGGAGGUUAGAAGGAGGUGUGUGAAGAACAACGACAGAAUGGAGGGUUGGAAAGCGAUCAGCGGGUCCGCAGUGGAGCGCGGUGGGCGGUGGUCCGAGCACAGCCCGUCGAAUAGUCCAAGGCCGUCGGAGCGGUCCAGGCACGCGCACCUGCCACCGCACUUGCAACCUCUGCCUGACAAGGACGACGAGGAAGGGGACGAUAGAUGGUCACGGACCGUGCCCCUGGGAAGCGGAUCCACCCAGGAGUGGGCGGCUACAGAGCUGUUUGGAAGCCGCGACGGCGGUAAAGGGCAGUCGUACACCGAACUCCUCCAGAAGGGGCUCAGUGACACCGAUGGCGAUGGCGGCGUGAAUCUGUCGUUUGGACUCGGCAGCGGGAGGUCGGCAGUCAUCUCUCAAACGGUCGUCGUGAACCCCCAUCCCGACGACGAUGGCAGCGACGUGACGGCUGUUCAGCGAUCACCCAGGUCUCCAGCGCCGCUGCGGGAGGCUUCGGGGAACAACAACGAUCCUCCUAGGCAGCAAUUCCGGUCGCCGUCUGUGUGUAGGGGUGCCUCCGCUCGCCCCCAGUGGAUGCAGUCUCCGUCUCCCCUGUCCGCCGGUUUGAGUGCAGGUCGUCGUGUUGGCGAGUGUAGGGAGACGGCGCCUGUCGUUGCUGAUGUUGGUGACGCACGUGACGAAAGGGAGGUGUGGGCAGAACAACGACGGUUGAUGAGGUCAGUGCGGGAGGAGUCCAUAACUCGGGGGGUGCAGCGAUUGCGUGUUGGGGAAGACGGGCACGACGGCGAGGAAGCAGGGGCGGACGCGCACGACCCCGACUGGAACGACAACGGCGCUGAAGGUUGGGAGGACGACGCAGGCAACAUUUCGCCGUCGAAGCAGGCGGCCGCUAUGGGAGGGAGGGGCGGGAAGACGAAGUCGUGUGGCGGUAAUGGUCGUCGGGGCAAAAGGACGGCAGGCAAGGGCAGCGAUGCCGAAGGUGACGUCGAUGGUGAAGGAGGUUGUCACUUCUGGUCCGUCGACGACAUUAUAGCCCUCAUCCGGGCUAAACGUGAUCAGGAUGCGCAUUUGCAGGGGAUGGGCCACGCGUACACUCGGAUGAAGCCGCGAGAAUGGAAAUGGCUAGAUGUGGCGACGAGGUUGAAGAAGGUGGGCGUCGACAGAGAGGUCGAUCGGUGCGGGAAAAAGUGGGACAAUCUGAUGCAGCAGUUCAAGAAGGUUCAUCAUUUCCAAGGACUAACCGGGAAACAUGACUUCUUCCAAUUGUCUGGGAAGGACAGGAUGUCAAAGGGCUUCAGUUUCAAUAUGGAUCGUGCGGUUUACGACGAGAUACUGGGGUCGACCGCCAAGAACCACACCAUAAACCCGAAGAACGUCGCGGACACUGGCGCUCAGGGUGGUGUGCGUCUGUUGUCCGCCUCCUCUCCGGAUCCUGAAUCUGUGGGCGACGGGGACGGUGGUGCAGAGCACGACGACGACGACGACGGGUCCACCAAAGGUUCUUCGCAGAUGACGGGUGGCGCAGGCGGUUUCGAUAAGAGGAAGAGCACAAGGCAGCAAACAUUUGAGGCAAUGAUGGAGUGCAUGGAGAAGCACGGGGCGUUAAUGGUGUCAACGAAGGAGAGCAACAACAAACGUCAUUGCUCCAUCGCCAUACGUCAGUGCGAGGCGCUGGAAGCGGAGAUCGAAGUGCAGAAAAAACACUACGCAGCGUCAGACGAAGUCAGCAAGCUUAUGUGUCACGCCUUGCUGGAGAUAGCGAAGGCCAUCGGCAAACCGGGCGGGGGGUCACCCGCGGGGAUGGUGGCGAGGGCAGGCUACGCAGUAGGGGGGGGGGGAUCAAACGCGGGGGAAGGGGCGACGACAGGGGUGAAGGCAGGCGAUAUCCCGGGGAAGGGGGACGACGACGACCCAUUGGUGAACAGACUGCGCCAGCGGAAUACGCGGGAAGGAAUGGAGGCGGCGGCGAAGCUAUGGGUGGAUGACCUCCGCUUCUGGAACGAGAGGGAGGGAUUUGCCAUCGUCAAGUUGAUCGCAGAGGCGCGCGGUUAUCUUGUGGUUGUGGCGCGGGGAGAGCAGCCUCCACCCAUUCGUCGCAGCAUCGUCUUCCCUCACAACAGCAUCCCGCAGCACGAGAUCGCGGACGGGUCGGAGUUAAAUGCUGCGAAGGAGAGGGCGCUGAAGGUUCAGGGGAUCGCUUUGCGGGUGAUACACGGGUGGGUGUUCAAGUCUCAGAACAGGCAAAGGGGGUACCACGCGGCGUACCAGUACGCACUCAACCACGCGGCCACCGACAUCGCUCGCUCGAUGUGGAUGGGGGAGGACUGGCGUUAUUGUGUGAGUCCGAUGGUCGUCCACCACACGCUCGACAUGGAUAUGAAGCUGCCUUUGUGGUUCGUGGGCGCCGACGUCGAAGACAGGCACGAGGACGAUGGCUUGGCGGCUUAUUAGGAAGCGAGCAUCCAGCGACUGGUGGGGGCUUUCACGAGCACCGUGAUCAUUGCGGAGGCGACGGACGGCGGCCGUGUAUCGCACGA